Phyllotreta striolata is the source of this 1823-nucleotide messenger RNA. NCBI's taxonomy places the organism in Eukaryota, Metazoa, Arthropoda, Insecta, Coleoptera, Chrysomelidae. The record is from the annotation of a GenBank genome assembly.
AUAAAAACAAAGUACGGUAGGUCAGGCCAUUUAACGUCAAAAUCAUAUGUUAAAUGUUAAUUUUCAUUUAAAAAAAUUUAGGUGAAUGUGUCGAAGACGGAAGAUUUGAAAACGUUUCGAUAGGAAAUGUACAGGAUGCAAAGGAAGACAUCCAAAGGGAGAAAAGACAACCAAAAGACGAGAGACAAAAAUUGCGGUAGAACUCGAAAAAGGGAGGGAAAUCCGGACAUGUCACAACGUCUUACGAUCCCGCACGAUUUCUAUCACAACGGCAUCGAGCCCACUUCAUCCCAAAGAACCCCUAACGGUACCAAAAUCAGCAAAGACUACAACGUAGAAAAGUGCCGCGGAAUCUUCGACGAGUGCCCCAACAUCCGAAGAUCCGAAAGGCUCCUCAAAAGGAACUUCAGCCAAAACCAGUUCAAUGGUAAUUGCACCGAAGACAACACCAAUCAGAAACUCUGCAACGCCUCCGAAGAAGACUUCCAAAAAGUAUUCAACAAAUACCUAAACCUGAAUUCGUACAAGCCCGUCGACGUGCUGGUCCCCAACGAGCCCCUCAAAGAGGAGGAAGAGGCGCCGCCGAAGCGCCCCUUCAAACGCACCAAAAGCAUAUUCGACGAAAUCAACGAGCUCUACAAUCAACCGAGCAAGAAACCCAAAUUGGCCGACGGCCCCCCGACAGGGCCCCCCAGCGAUCGGGCCUUCGUCGAGUCGGUGCGCCGGCGACUCGCCGGGCACUACGCGCCCGGCCGCAAGGCGUUGCUCACGUGCAAAUCGAAGAUCUUCACGGAAUUGAAUCGCAUCGAGGAGAUUCUGUCGGGCAAGGCGGCGAUGGAGGAGCCCGCGAGAGAGCAACAACGCGCCGAUUUCUACGAGGAUCAUUCGGAGGAGGCGGACGAUUCGAAUUGGCGGUAUUUCUCGAAGUUCGAAUGGGUGUUCGAGACGCCGCCGACGCAGAAAAUCGUCCCGCCUAAAUUGGAAGACAAUCAAUUGCAACCGGCCGUUAUUUACAGCACGAGGAAGCACACGCAGGUGUUCGAAUUGGAUCGGAACGAUAAGGAGACUUUGAUCGAAUUCGAAGGGCGCCAGAACGUUUUGAUCGAUAAACGUGCGAAGCACGUUUACCCUUCGAUGCAAGUUGAUUCGGACAAGGAACCUUGUUCCAGUAAAACCUUUACGAAUUGUAGUCAGAUUGUUUCCAAUGAGAAAGUUUUCAACUUCAGUCAACCUCAACAAGAAACGUUUUUGAACGCUUUCGCGAAAUCGUCGAGAAAUAAUUACAUGGAAGAAUCGAAAGACGCUUGCGGAGGUGGAGCGAUUAAGGCGAAGCGCAAACUGGAAAACGUCCUCAGUCAGGACUUGUUCGUUAAUAAGGCGAUGCCGGAACGGCGUUACGCGAAGAAUAAGGCGACUUUCGAUCGGCGACAAGUCGACGAAGAAACGACCGGCGAGUUUACCUUGAUAGAGGCCGGUAGAUUGUGUUCGGAGAAGAAUUUGGAAUUCGAUUUUCGAAACGCGCCGGGCGACAAUCGAGUCUACACGGAAUUCGGUUUUCCUUAAGGGCGUUUUCGCAACGUGCAAUAAAUUGCCGCGACAAAUUGCAUUGCAGUUGAAUACAAGCGUUUAUUUAUACAAGCGAUAUUGCAGCAAUACAGAGUUGUUAAUUAAUGCAAUGUACUUAUUUUAAGGGAUGAUUCUUGAGUUACUUUUGAGUCGAAAAGUUCAUAUAAAGAUAUGUCAUCCGAGGCUCGGUUUUCGAUAUACAGGGGUUGCAAAGUUUUAUUUUUAUUUAGGUUGUUUUCAUAAAUUUGAAAAACCGU